Messenger RNA from Cotesia congregata, 1074 nucleotides. Lineage: Eukaryota; Metazoa; Arthropoda; Insecta; Hymenoptera; Braconidae. The record is from the annotation of a GenBank genome assembly.
AUGAAUGUAUCUAUAUUUACGAAAUCUUUGUCAGAAGCUGCUGCAGAUUUUGUAAGCAAACUGUAUAGUUUGCCCGAUUUAUCUCGUACUAAUGUUCAAGAACUGUUAAAUGCAUUUACUAUUUUUUUGCAGACUGAACCGUUUAAUAUGUUACUAAAUGACAUGAUUCAAAAAUGUGUAUUCUUGGGUGACUCAUCACAAUCGAUUCAAGUCUAUAAAGGAAUGUUCAUUCCAUUGCGCAAUGUCUUAAAAGAAAUUUUUGAACUACCAUUUAUUUUUAAUGAUUCUAGAGAAUAUUUGCAAAAUCUAGAAGAAAAUGAUGUUCUUAUUAAAAAUGUCGUCCAAAGCGAAAGUUGGAAAAAAAAGAAAGCUACACUUGGUGAAAAAUUAGUUUUUCCGAUUUUUAUGUACCAAGACGAUUAUGAAACAAAUAAUCCUCUAGGUAGUCAUAAAGAAGGACUUUACUACGGAGAUGAAAGCCGCAAUAAGCCACGAACUUUAAAGCCUAAUCAAAUUAAAACCCGCUUUAUAAAAAUGUCCGCCAGUGAAUCACGAUGUUUUCUUGAAAAUAUUGGUGUAUUGAUUGGUGAUUGGGUACCUAGAAAAAAUCUUCAUUGGCGAUUAGUUAUCUUAAUAAAAGAAAUUUUUGACAUUGUUUCUGCUACUGUAAUUCAUAAAGGUAUUUCUUAUUAUUUAACUAACUUAAUCGGAGAAUACCUACAUUUGUUAUCUAUUUUAUUUCCCGGAUCACUGAAACCUAAGCAUCAUUACAUGCUUCAUUAUGCCACAAUAAUGGAACGCAAAGGUCCAUUGUGGAAUAUGAAUUGCAUGAGGCCAGAAAGUAAAAACCGAGAUUCUAAAAUAACAUCUCGCAUAACUCUUAAUCGUACCAAUAUUUCAAAAACGCUUGCUAUUAAAUCGCAGUUAAUUUUAAACCAUCGAUUGAGGAAUAGAUUGGUUAGUAAUAAACUGUAUGAGAGUAAUAAAUCCACAUUAAAGUCAGUACCCGAAUUACAAGAAUAUUGUUCAUAUGCCAAGUUAUUAUCUUUCUCACACGGUGAGAAAUUUCUGUAG